Molecule: messenger RNA, 2532 nt
Organism: Ramularia collo-cygni
Lineage: Eukaryota; Fungi; Ascomycota; Dothideomycetes; Mycosphaerellales; Mycosphaerellaceae
Product: related to stress-activated MAP kinase-interacting protein, Sin1p
Exons: 1
Coding region: 1-2532 (843 amino acids)
Biological process (GO): TORC2 signaling
Cellular component (GO): TORC2 complex; plasma membrane; cytoplasm
Molecular function (GO): phosphatidylinositol-4,5-bisphosphate binding
Source: RefSeq, a predicted model, not a curated record
AUGUCCCUCCUUCACAACGAGGAUUUCGCCGUAUACCAGCUCCGGGUGGGCUACAUCAAUCAGAUCCACGAUGGAGUCGGCGAACGAUUGAUCAGUAUCAACGCGGCCGUGUUGAACAAUCCAGCCUUUCGCACGGCGGGCUGGCAACCAGACACAGCGGCCAUUAAGCGCUGCUACUCACCUCCAAUUCCCACCGGCACUUCGGACUUCAGCAAUGAAUACUUUCAGCGUCCCCGACAGCGAGCAGCAAGGGGAGGAGGAGGAGGGGUGGAGGAGGAUGGAGUGGGGGGAAUGGUCACGGGCCAAGGCAGUGAGGAUACUCUGGGGCCUACGGGACUGACGAACGAUCGAAAACGCGAGCGGAGGCGGCGGAAAGAGCAGGUCGACGAGGACGACAGCUCCGAUUUGAGUGACGAGAGUGACGAGGAGGAAGCUGGACCGGCACAGAGCAUCAAAUUCAGCAAGAUGCCGGUGAGACGACGGGCACAAUCAUCGCCGCGCACCACCAACAAGGUCGAGUUUGACCUGGACGAGGAGAGUGGAGGACCGGCAUUGAUGGUGACGAGUCCCUCACGCCCUCCUGACCCUGCCAUCCACCUCCAACGCCUCCGCAGUGGCAGUGGCGGGGCGGUCGAGGCGAUUAAACAGCGAGCGAGACGAGACACGGCCACCUCAUCGGAAAUGUCGAGUGAGAAUGAGGCGGCCCCUGCAGGGUUGAAGCGGAAACUGCAGGGCCGUCCGGGCAAGGGCCCCAGUAUGUUGGCUCUGGAGGAUGAUAUCCAGGAGGAGCAAUCCGACCUGGAUGAUGAUGAUCUGGAUGUGGGAGAGGCGUCGGAUUUGAGUGAUUUCGAAGGAACAAACGACUCCCCUUCCAUGCUGGUUGGCAUGCCGUCCACUUCUCCCGUCAGACCUCCUCCUGACAUGCUACCCGCCAUUUCUGCCAGCACCAGCAAUUCACCGAGGAAGAUCAAGGACGCCCUCCCUCGACUGCCCAAGUUGCCGCCCGGUCAGCGUCCGAUGAGCAUCGCCCAGCCGCAGUCGAUGAUCAGUCUGAUGCUCAAAGGCACCCCGUCCGCCGCGGACGAUAAGCCAUUCCAACGCUUCGCCGUGCUUUCUGGCAAAGAUGAGCCUAAUCCACUGUGGAUCAAAAUAUACGCCCCUUUCUCUGAGAACCCCACCAAAGCGAUUGAAGUCCCGCUCCGUCGUACAAAAGACGACCGUCCCAUCACUGUCGCCGAACUCAUCGGGCUGUCCCUGUGGAGGUACGUGGAGGAAGACUUCAAACCUGCUCUCAAACCGGAUGAAGGAAACAUCAACCAUUGGACUCUACGCAUCGUGGAAGAUGAAGAAAUUGACUACGACUUCCCAGCUCUGGUCCGCACUCGACCUGUAGUAGACUUCACCUCGAACAACAACCGUCCACCGCAGAGACGAGCUCGUGACAAGCCUUGGGACGAAUUUGGCCUAGUGAAAGCGACGCCGGAGCAAUUCAAGGAGAAUGAGCAGCUCACUCCACAAUUAGGUGAAGCUGCUUCCACACCCCUUUCCACGCCUCGCACAGAAAUGCCACCCCCGAAGAUGCCUCCGAUGCUUUCGCAAAGAUCAACUUCAAAUACUCAAAAUGGUCCACCGCUCCCGUCCUUUAAUCCCGCCCGUAAUCCCAUCACCGGUCCCUCGUUCGCUCCCAGUGCACUGCGGAAAGAAAGUUCCGCUCGUUUGGAUCUCCCGCAACCUUCUGGGCGAAGUGGUGCUGCAAAGACAGGCGCUCCCCGAACCGUUCAAGUGUACCACACAGAUCUCCAGACCUUCUCCACCCGAACUGAAAACUGUGACACCACCACAGAUUCCUACAUUGCCGAGAUCUUCGAGCAAAGCUGCAACCGCCUGGGUUUGGAACGUGCGUUAUACGUCCUCAAAGUCCACGGGACACAAACCGUUGCUCCUCCCGAUCGCACAAUCGAAGCCCUUGGAGAGAGAUUAGAGCUGGACCUCGUGCAACGCCGUUUCCCAGGAACAGGAAUGGGGCUGAGUGGUAGUCCAGGAAGCUCCUCGCCCAACGCACCCUUGGAGCUCACUCCCUCCAGCGCCACUCCCGGCKGCCAACAAGUGGGCAAGCGAAAGGGAGGCGGCAUGAAAGGUUUCAUGCACCCUCUCGCUGCGCAACAAAAUCGCCAUCAAAACUCCUCCACUAUCAACCUCGGAAUGGGCCAGGAGGGAAAGCGCUACCACGUUUUGAGGAAACAACCCUUGUCUUUCGCUGCUACACAUCCUCGAACAUUAAUCAUCACGCCUGAGUACAUGACUAUUAUGCCUGCGGGCGGUGAAGUGGGAAUGACAGGGAAAGUCACGAAUGUUCCAAUGAGUUCUGUGAUUGGGGCGAAGGUUAGUAGGAAACAUCCGAAGAUGGUCAGGAUAUUGGUGUUCAGGGAGGAGGGUGCUAAAAGGUAUGAUUUUGAGGCUGGGAGUAAAGGGGAGGCGGAGGAGGUUGUCGCAGAUGUUCGGAGGGGGAUGAGUGCUUUUGAGGGUCUGUGA